AUGAAUGGAUUCGCUGUAUGUAAUACUCCACAUCAUAUAGUAUACAACAAUUGCAUUAAUACGAAUCGAAAACGUGUUCGUUCUGACGAUAUCGAUUUUCAAAAGAAGAAAACUGACAAAUUUGCUUCUCUAAAAAUAUUUAUUCACUCCUACAAAAAUGAAGUUUCCUCAUGUUUUGAUUUACGAGAUACGGGUGAUCAUUAUACAGAAGAACCGCCACAACCAGUUUGGAGUGACUUUUCUGCUAGUCUUUCUUGUGCUGCAAGAGGAUUAGGGGACAGGAUUUGGCAACGAAGAAAACGAAAAUGCAGAAAACUGGAGAAAGCCGUGGUUUCAGGAAAAAUGUGUCUAUGGAUUGAUGAUUGCAAUUUCGAAAAAGAGUCUUACGUUCGACAACAAGCAUGGAACUCAAAUCAGCAUAUAACUUUACCGUCCAUUGCUCUUGUAAAUUUAACUCCAAGAUAUACAAUCGCAUGUCCUGGAUAUACUUUAGUGGGCAAUCCCAUACCUUCAAGUUCUCUUUCACUCGUAAUCCGAUACAAUAGUAGUUUUCUGAUGAAUAACAUUUCUAUCGUGAAUGUUUAUAAGCAUCUUCAUGAAAAUACUUCAUGGUUUAAUACUAAGCCAAGUGACAAACGUAUUGACAAUAUUAUUAAACGCAUGCGUGAAUCAAUGGCAAAUCCUCCCAAUGAACUGUAUUAUCCUACACACACACGGUUUUCUAAUGCGUCAAUAGUGAACUGGAUACUUUUAGCAUUAGUCUCUGGUGUUGUGGCAUAUUAUAUCUAUCAACACAAGCAGAAAACAAUUCUAGGCAGUAUCUAA
Messenger RNA from Adineta ricciae, 825 nucleotides. Lineage: Eukaryota; Metazoa; Rotifera; Eurotatoria; Adinetida; Adinetidae. The record is from the annotation of a GenBank genome assembly.